Molecule: messenger RNA, 6733 nt
Organism: Nematolebias whitei (Rio pearlfish)
Lineage: Eukaryota; Metazoa; Chordata; Actinopteri; Cyprinodontiformes; Rivulidae
Product: von Willebrand factor D and EGF domain-containing protein
Exons: 34
Coding region: 1-6372 (2123 amino acids)
Biological process (GO): anatomical structure development
Cellular component (GO): cell surface; extracellular region
Molecular function (GO): calcium ion binding; signaling receptor binding
Source: RefSeq, a predicted model, not a curated record
AUGUUCGUAAAGCUCGUGUACUCGGGAGCAAACCGUGAUGGAGACUCCAGCUCUGACGUUUGGGGUGUUUACAGACACUCCAUGGUUGAGGGGCUCUCCAAAGACCCACCUACAGGAACAAAUGUGCCCCCUCCCUCCUCGGCUGCUGCUCUUUCAUCUUGUACGCUCGACACAGACGCACUGAUCUUCAAACUGAGGGGAGCCGUUUACUCCGGAGCUGCAGACAUGGACUGCUGUGGAUAUUUACGCAUGGCUCUGAUGUGGGGGGUGCAAUUAGGAGCCCUGGCACAACACGCUCCAGAGUGCUACCCAGGAGGCCAUCGAAUUUUACGCAAUCCAUACCGCAGUAUUGACUUCGACUCUACAGAGAUCCAGAACACAGCCAUCCAGGACCUGAUCUGUGACCACUCCCUAAUGCCCGGCUGGUACAGAUUCAGGAUCAACAACAAGCCGGCGGAGAUGCCGACCACCUGCAUUGAGAUGAAUCACUGUGGUACUCAGGCUCCGGUGUGGCUGUCACUGAGAGACACCUCUCUGCCACGGCCCGGUCAGGUCCGACAGCUUUCUGCCUGUGCCACCUGGCAAUUUUUCCAAGGCAGCACCAAAGAUUGCUGCCUUUUCCGCAUCACUGUCACGGUGAGGAACUGUGGCGAAUUCCUGGUGUACUAUCUGCAGCCAACGCAGGGCUGCAUGGGAUACUGCGCUAAAGUUGCUCCAGAAUUGGGAUCCAAACUCUGUUCACCAGGAGAAGUGCAAGUUAAUGGUCGGUGCAAAGCUGUUACUCCGUCUCUACCGUCCCGGCCUGUAAUCACCCCGGAGCUAAUCGGACACAGCGUACACCUCAGGUGUUCCUUCAUUCCGCUGCCAUGGAGCCAAGCUUUGGGCUUCCAGGUGGUUUGGGCCAGACACAUCGGCCACAACAUGAAGGUUGAAAUCAGGCAGGAGUCUGCAUUGAAGCCCUUCUCUCUGGUGGAAAUGGAUGGCGUUCACUUCAGGCUCGGAGAAACGUUCUCCUGCAGUGUCUCAACUUUCAGAGUCAACUCCAACGACUCCAGAUCUUCACCAAAAGAAAGUGAAAGUUUCUACGCUGGAAUAAAGUUUUCUCCAGAUUCGCUUCACAUAGCAGAGAACAGCAAAGAGCAUGAGGUGACCGUCCACAGCACAGUGCCCAUCCCCUGCUUCAGGUCCGACCUCGGCCACCAGUGUGGAGUCCCUCUGACUCUGAGUGUCCAUGAUCCAGACGGCCUCGUCCACAAGGUCUCCAAUGUGGUCCUGUCCGCCUGCCGGGUGGAAAUCCAGCCGAAAACCUGCAGCGAAGGCAGCUGUGGCAGGGCAAAGUUUUUUGUCACUGCUGUGACUGAUUUCACACGAGAUGGGAAUCGCCCGAGCCUGGUCUCAGCUGUGCCAGGUCCUAGUGUACCAAGUCUCUGGAGGAGCUAUGUCCCAAAAUCUCUCCAAGUCAUGGUCCAGGAUGUUCCCACUUCCAUCUGCUACUCAUUGACUGAUCCACAUGUCAUCACAUUUGAUCGACGGCAUUAUGAGAACCACCAGACUGGAACUUUUGUCCUAUAUCGAAGCCUUACAAGGAUGUUUGAGGUCCAUUCCCGCCAGUGGGACUGCGGUAGCCGACACUACUCUGUUGCCUGCAACUGUGGUGUUGCAGUGCAAGAGGGGAACGACGUAGUCAUCUUUGACAUGUGCAAUGGGCAACUACAAGAAACAAAGCCACAGCUUACUCUAAAGAACCCCAGUGAUGAGGGUAGUCGGGUCAGGGUCUUGGAGUCCCAUCAGGGGAGGAAGGUCACCUUUAUCUUUCCCUCUGGGGCCUUUGUUAGGGCGGAUGUAAGUGACUGGGGGAUGAGCCUGUCUGUACGAGCACCCAGCGCUGACUAUGGCAAUACCCGAGGCCUCUGUGGAACCUUUGAUCAUAAUGGCAACAAUGACUUUCAGGGUUCUGGUGGUGAUUAUUUUGGCCCUGAUGACUUGGAUCACUUCAUUGAGGACUGGAGGAUAGCUCCAGGUGAAAGUUUCUUUGAUAAAACACCUCCUGGGGUCAUGCAAGAUAUCAGGCGACCUUUCUGUCAGUGCCAUAAAGAAUACAGCACGUCUCCUAACCAUGGCAGAGAGGUAGAGGACGUGCACAGCUCUUUGGCUCAUUCUGACUGCAUAGAAUAUGACAAUGUGGAUUACACAUCUGUGUUUCCCUUCAUGGACACAACAGUGGAGUACAUCAAGAGUCCUGAAACACUGGGAAGCAUCCUGGAAAUGUCUGCCUUCAGCAGUCAUCCACUGGAGAAAAGGCACAUUUGGAAGCAUGGUGAUAAAAAUCUAAAUGGUGAUGAGAUUAAGCUGGCGGUUGAGUUUGGAAAGGAUCUACUGCUUUCUGUUGACAGAACGAAACGACACAACUUGUUUGAAUAUCGUCCCAUUUUUGCAGCUCAAAGCCUGAGACAAGUAGAUUUGGAAAGUUUUGCCUACUUUUUUCCUGAGGACCACUUGGAAGAAGCUCGACAGGAAGUACAACCCCACUGGCCUACACCAAGUGGCCUGACCUCUGCCAAAGCCUUGGAGAUGUGCCAGAUGGCUUUGGUCAACACCACUGUUGGUGCGGUGUGUCGAGGGCUGCUGGGACGCCGUCUUGAUGUAGCAGUAGAGCUCUGCAUGCUGGACCUGCAGCUCAAAGAUGACCUAGGCUGGGAGGAUGCACUUCUGCCAUAUCUGGAGAAUGAGUGCGAGAGACAACUAAUAGAAAACCGUACCCAGCGAGCCACUGAAGUACCAAGUUCACCAAGUGCUUUUGAGGAAGUGUUGCUGGCACUGCGCUGCCCAAACUUUUGCAAUGGAAAUGGAGAAUGUACAGAGUGGGGCUGCCAGUGUUAUCAAGGCUACAGCUUUCAUGACUGCAGCCUGGCCAUUGGCCAGCCAAUCGAGAUAACCGAUUUAGAAAACAGUGGAUUAUGCGACAUCCGAGCAGUUGACUGUCACAAAGUUCGUGUCUUUGGCCUUGGCUUCAUCGACUCUCCUAACCUGAGCUGCCUUCUCACCAGACUGAAGUAUAUGAACAAAGCUUGGGGUCUAGGGGAGCAACAGCGGACAAAAGCCACUUUCCUCAGUUCUAAGGCUCUGGACUGUGCUGUUCCGUCACCAAGUAGUGCUGUCAUCAGUGCAGAAGACUUCAUGAUGGAUGACAAACCAUAUGCACGAUGGGAGAUUAAGGUGACCAAUGAUGGCUCCCAGUUCAGCAAGGCAAAGGUGCUAACGACUUACGAUGGUGUUUGCCAGGUCUGUGAGGCAUCACGCUCAGGGCUCUGUAAGUUAAAGGAGAGGACGUGUAACAUAGACGGGAUGUGUUUUACAGCCGGAAGUGUCAACCCAAGCAGUGCUUGCCUCGUCUGUGACCCCAACACCUCCAAAUACACCUGGUCUGUAAACAGAGACAACGAGCCACCAUCUUUCCACCGACCUCAAAUCAACCUGCGGACAUUUGCCGGAGAGAAUUUUGUCUUUCAGUUAGCGGCGUCUGACCCUGAGGGCUCUGCGCUGCUCUUUCAGCUGGAGAAUGGACCGGAGGGGGCCGUGCUCUCCCCUGCAGGCCUCCUCAUCUGGGGGGUUCCAUCACUUCUGAGGGGAGAGGAGGAGGAGGUCGGGCAGGCGAGACAAUUGUUUCGCUUCACGCUCUCUGAUGAGUGCGAUGCCCAGCGCACCUUUAUGGUGAAGAUUGAUGUGGUGCCGUGUGGCUGUUUGAACGGAGGCACGUGUGUGACAGAUGUGAGCUUUCCUGCCGGCAGUGGGAAGUACCUGUGCGUUUGUCAAGACGGGAAGCAGGGUGAGCUCUGUGACCGCGAUGUAGACGAGUGUUUAUCAGCGCCGUGCGCAGCCGGGAGGUGCAUCAGCACAUCCAGCGGGUACAGAUGUGAGUGUCCUGCAGGGCUGCGAGGUUUAACAUGCCUGGAGGAUAUCAACGAGUGUGAGAGAAAAACCUGUUUUCCAGGAGUCCCGUGCUUUAACAGCUUUGGCUCGUACCGCUGUGGCCCAUGCCCUAAAGGCAUGCUGGGAAAUGGGACAACUUGUUCCGCAGUCUUCACGCCUCCCUUCAGCUCCUUGACACCAGCCCCUCGCACAGCUGUUUACAAGAUACCAGAUGUUCUGCUAAUAGACCCUCAAAAAAGAAUGGAAAUCUUCCCAAGUUCAUCUGGCACCUCACCGCAGAUAAAACCUGAGGAGGGGAAAACAACUCAGAGAACUGGCGUGAAAGCUGAGUCCAACUCUUGGAGGAAUAUCUCAGGAAUCGCCUUCGAUUCAAAGAUUCAAAGAGCAGAAACCAACAAGAGAGGUGGAGCAGACGCGCCCCAAAAAAUCAAUCAUGAACGGAGAAAACCUCAAGAAGAAAACCCAAACUCACCCAUCAACACAAUGAAGAAUGCCUCAGGGAGUCAACAAGCCAAACUGGACCAGUCUAAAAUCUGGUACAGAGUGAUCAACUCUUCCAGUAUGGCUGGAAAUGGCAGAACAGCAGCAGGAUCGGCGCAGUCUUUGCCCAUCAACGUGUCGGCUACAUGUGCCAGCAGGCCCUGCUUCCCCGGGGUGCAAUGCAUCAACCGCAGACCUCCGCAUGUUGGCUACGUCUGCGGCCGCUGCCCGCCUGGACUUUACGGCAAUGGUCGCGUCUGCAAGAAGACCUUCAAGGAAGCAUCAAAUCUCCUCCCUCAGCAUCAGCAGAUGUUUGGCAAGUCCAAUCGAUCUUCACAAGAAAGCAAGGCAAAAACCUCCCACCUCCAUGUGCCCACCUUCCCAACCAGGCAAGGCAUCAAAGGCCCAUCCAUGUCUAUUAACAGGCAAAACAAUCCACCAUAUAAAGAACCUAUAUUGGAGAGAGGAGGCGGGACGGGGAGGAGGGAAGCUGUCACUUCUGCUUCGAAAGAUGUUCCCAGGUCAACAGUCAGUGCUUUCCAUAUUUUAAAUUCCCACACCACCUACAAAAGUGGGAACUCCAGAUUGAACACCAGGCUGUACACCCAAUCAAGAACCACUCAUUUUAAAGAACUGGUUCACAAGGUAACUCCGUCCACUCAGUCUGACAGAGUAACACGGCCCGAGCAGAGAGUCCAACAACAGCUCAACCAUUUAGCACCUGCUAAAGUAAAACCCUGGACUCCUUCAAGGCCUGCCAUCCCUCUUACUGCCGCUCUCACCGCUCUGUCCUACACUCUGCCCGAUUCUGAGUUCUCAGCAGAUGGCGAUGAGGUUGAGCCAAAGUCAGAGGAGAUGCCACCAUUGGAGCCUGCAACAACCUUAACUCCAGGCAAGACUAUCUACAGCUCCCCACAACAAAAAUCUAUCCCAAGUCUUAACCGAGUCAGCAGUGUGACGGCUUGCUCUGACCGGCCAUGCUUUCCUGAUGUCCAAUGUGAGCCUGCUAUGGAUGGGGGGUUCCAUUGUGGGAGGUGUCCCAUAGGAUACACUGGAGAUGGGAGAACGUGUCGAGCUGUCUGCAGGCGCACAUGUGGCAGAAACAUGGAAUGUGUUGCACCCAACACAUGCCACUGUAAAUCAGGCUACACUGGAUUAAACUGUCAGACAGCCAUUUGUGAUCCAGAGUGCGUGAACGGGGGAAUUUGCAUCGCUCCAAAUGUUUGUCAGUGUCCCAAAGGUUUUCAUGGAGAAACUUGUCAGCAAGCUCUGUGCAGGUUACCGUGUGAAAACGGGGGCAGCUGCGUGGGACUGCAAACUUGCUCCUGUCUUUAUGGGUUUGUUGGACCUCGAUGUGAGACAAUGGUGUGCGGCCGUCACUGCCACAACGGAGGUCAGUGUGUGUCCCCGGAUCAGUGUUUGUGUCCCCCUGGCUGGACCGGACCGUCCUGUGAGACUGCUCUCUGCUCACCUGUUUGUCUGAACGGAGGUUUGUGUGUGCGGCCAAAUGCCUGCCAGUGUCCUCACGGCUUCUACGGAGCUCAGUGUCAAAACGCGGUCUGCAGUCCGCCCUGUAAAAACGGUGGUUCAUGCAUGAGGAACAAUGUCUGCUCCUGUCUGCAGGGACACACGGGAAGACGCUGUGAGAAAAGUGUGUGUGAGCCCGUGUGUAUGAACGGCGGCAGGUGCGUGGGCCCAGAUGUGUGCGACUGUCCAUCAGGCUGGAGAGGCACGAAAUGUGAUAAACCCAGCUGCCUGCAGUCAUGUCUGAACGGAGGAGAGUGUGUCGGUCCAAACACCUGCCACUGCGCACCAGGGUGGCAGGGCAUGCUGUGUCAGAUCCCUCACUGUGAACAGAAAUGUUUGUUCGGCAGUCGCUGCAUUCGUCCGAACGUCUGCGCCUGCAGGAGCGGGUAUUCAGGAUCUCUGUGCUCCAAAAGGCUCCCCAUCACACGAGGCUGACGUCUGCAGAGCUCCAUCAUCCAGAGGAGAUUUGCGUUUCAUCACAUGGUCUGAUUAGCAUGCAGCUUCAAUCAGAGGAAAGACUUCAUCAAUGAAACCAAAACAUCCUGCAGAUAGAUCCGACUGUAAAUACUUCCGGGUUAUGGUUCUUCACCGAUAAGUCAAACUUCUAUAUGAAUAUUUAUUUAUUUAGUUAUUUUUAAUGUCACAUAUUUCUUGUUGUAUAUGUGCUCAUUUGUGUGUUGUAUCUACUUAUCAAAUCAUUGUUUAUUGGUUGUUUUGUAACAAAAUAAAGAUCCUUCAGAGGAAUAUGCUCCAUCACAUGAAAGACUCGAUUUGUUUAUUUCUGGAAACUAAAGCU